AUACUAAAAACAACAUUUAACAUUUUUAUUUUGCACGUUUUUCAUUUAAAUAUUUGAAUUAUAGUAUUAACACUAUUAACUAUUUAAAUCAUCUCUAUUUAAAAUUAUUUUCUAUGUUUACAGAAUAUUAAACAAUAUUUAAGUGUUUUAAAAAAAUUAUUCCAAUUUAACUAUUAAUUGUGACAGCAGUAAGAUGCCUAAUAAUGAAGAGAAAACCAAUAUGACACAAGAAGAAGUUUUACAUAAGUUCGUUAAUCGAAUAUUUAGCAAUGAUCAAUUUCGAGAAAAAAUCAUGAUGCCAAACGUAAUGGGACGACCAGUAGUAAAAUCAGUAGAAGAAAAAACUUUAGAUGCAAUUACCGAAAGUUGUGCGUUUAAGUGCAUUCUAAGUGGUGUAAUGGGUUUUGCUCUUGGUGGAGCAAUUGGUCUUUUUACUUCUAGUGUAAAUCCACAAAUAAAACCUCCUGGUCAACAAGAAACAGUCAAGGAAAUUAUACGUGAAAUGAAAACUUCUUCACUCGGUUAUGCAAAAAACUUUGCUUUACUUGGAGCCGUAUUCUCAGGCAUUGAAUGUCUUGUAGAAACAUAUAGAGGCCAAUCUGACUGGAAGAACGGUACAUAUGCAGGUGGAAUAACUGGAGGAUUGAUAGGAUUUAGAGCUGGAGCCAAAGCAGGUUUACUUGGUGCAUUGGGUUUUGCUACAUUUUCCACUGCGAUUGAUUAUUACAUGCGUAAUUCUUCAUAAAUAUUGUUAAAUAAUAAUUUUAUUUGUAAUUAAUUUUACUGUUGUAAAUAAAAUGUAAGUAGACUGUUUAAUUGUAGUAAAAAUAUAAUACUAUGACUUAAA
Messenger RNA from Aphis gossypii (cotton aphid), 847 nucleotides. RefSeq names its product mitochondrial import inner membrane translocase subunit Tim22. Gene Ontology annotation, cellular component: TIM22 mitochondrial import inner membrane insertion complex. The coding region runs from base 194 to 745 and encodes 183 amino acids. The record is from RefSeq and is a predicted model, not a curated record. The transcript has 4 exons. Gene Ontology annotation, biological process: protein insertion into mitochondrial inner membrane. NCBI's taxonomy places the organism in Eukaryota, Metazoa, Arthropoda, Insecta, Hemiptera, Aphididae. Gene Ontology annotation, molecular function: transmembrane protein transporter activity.